Oldenlandia corymbosa var. corymbosa is the source of this 535-nucleotide messenger RNA. Lineage: Eukaryota; Viridiplantae; Streptophyta; Magnoliopsida; Gentianales; Rubiaceae. The record is from the annotation of a GenBank genome assembly.
GUUAGGGUUUAUCUUUCAGGUUUUCUUUUUUUUUGGUUGCAUUCAGUCAGGAAAAAGAAUGGACAAGUACGAGACGAUGGAGAAACUCGGCAGCGGUCGUAAUUUGCCAACAAAACAGCCAACGAUGCCGGGUAACGCCGAACCGGAACCGGAGCCGGAGCUCUCCACGGUCCAAUACGAGAUGUUUUUUGAAAAAUGGGUUGAGCGAGCCAUAUUCAUGGGUGAUCCUGAUGCACGUCAGAAUUUAUCAAAAUUUAUUGUCAAACAACCAAACCCAUCUUUAAAAGAAGAAGAUAAUAAUGAGGAGCUGCCGCUGAUGCCGCCACCGGAACAAGAACAACAGCCAACAACACCGCCAGAGAAAACGCUUCCUACAGCGAUGAAGUUUGAACUUCGUGAAACUCCGUAUUUGGAGAGCCCAGAAGAGGUCUUCUAUAGUAUGCAUUAUGAAAAAUGGAAUGAGCGAUCCAUAAGGCUGCUUGGACGACCUCUAGAGAUGCCUCCACUUUUUAAUGAGUUAAUUUCGUUUAAUUGA